Messenger RNA from Acanthoscelides obtectus, 1796 nucleotides. Lineage: Eukaryota; Metazoa; Arthropoda; Insecta; Coleoptera; Chrysomelidae. The record is from the annotation of a GenBank genome assembly.
AAAACGUCAAUCAUUCUAAUUUACAUCAAGUAUAUAAUACAAUCCAAAAAUGGCGGGAAAUGCGGGAAAAUUCAUAGACAGGAGUCCUAUAAUAUGUGCGGCUGGUAAGCCUUCCGGAGACCCCACCACCACGAUGACCGUAAAAGAUACUUUGAGAGAAUACAAAGUACUGGAUGCGAUCACAGCACUGGAACACAAUGCCGAUAUAUGGAGAGAAGAACCUUUCAACCCACCACUUGAGCUCCCACCGAUCAGGAACCCUUGUUUCCUCGGCACCAAAACUGAGAUCAAAGAGUGUAUGAACCAACCGGUUAAAAAGAGAUUCCAAGAGUUAAUCGCAGACCUAAAGGAAACCACGUAUGAUUCGUACUGGAACAAAAAGGUGGGAAAACCCCGAGAUCCUACUCAAGGGUUGCCCAAAGGAAUGAUCCCACAUGAAGUUACCAUGGGAACGCCAUCAGUUCGACAAAUUCCGCUUAAAGAUCUGGUAAAUCCCCGAAAGACACCUUAUGAUGUACUAUGGGAUAGUCAGGUUGGCCAUGAAAUGUACCGUAAGACGCACAAUGACUACAACCCCUCGGAACAAGUGAACAGAGGAUAUAAAUCUCCACCUUUUUAUCCAGACAAAUGCUUUGGUAAAAAAACUAGGUACGACGCUAGAGGCAUCUGGGUGAGGUGCUGUUGCGACUGGCACCAAAAGGAGCCAGUUGUACAUGCUAGUAAGAUACAGGCGAAUUAUUUCGAUAGAAACCGAGCGCAACUUGGAAAAUCGCUGGCACCCAAUCAAAACAUUAAAAAUUUCCCAGAAGGUCACCGAUUCGGGAAAGCAAUGGAGAAUGAAACCUUUGGCGUAGAAACUCUGUUAAGAGACCCUGGCAGCGAUGCAUGUCUCUUCAAAAGGGAGUAUUACAGAUGGUUAAUGGCGCUGAACAAGUUUCGGCUGAAAAUAAAAGAGAGAAGAGUCGAGGGUUUCAGCUUCAACGAUUUUUUAAGACGAAUCCAGUACUGGGACAAGGAGAAAACUGGAAUACUCCCUAUAUCAACUUUCUAUGAAGUGUGCGCCUGUCACGAUUUUACAUUCCCUAAAGAGCCCUUGGAAAACUUGAUGUCGUUCUUGCGUAUCAUCCAAAAUGAUAAGAUUGAUUACAGAAGAUUUGUGGACCUUAUCGAUUUGAACUCGUGUGGGCCAGCUAUUCAGCUGAAGCCAUUUAGCGACGUGUCGCCAGAAAAUUUGUAUUUCGUUACAACAUCGCAGGCAGCAAGUUGCGACUAUUUGAUCAUCAAUAAUUCAACCAAACGGGUGGCUGGUAUUCCUUCGGUAAGAUCUGAUCUAUUAAGGCCAAUAGUACCGCAGGGAGGAUGUAGAGCAGAUCUAGAGAACCUUGGAGAGGACACUACGGCAAAGGCCGUACUCAAUCCUAGCAUUUACACACGCUACGGCCUGAAUUACAGAGACUUCUAUAUACCAAGACCACCUGACGUCAUCAGAAAACUUUUCGCGAAGCUCGGCUACAAUUUGAACGAUGAGUUGUUCAAAGAGUUGUGGAAAGAAGGUUUGGUGUUGGAUAAAACUCCAGGAGAAGUAUGCGUUGAAACGUUCAAACAGUUGCUGAGGACACGUUUUCCACACCCGAAAAUCACCAUAGACGAAGCAGAGUGUGAACAGUUGCCUUAAAGUGAUAUAAAAUGAAUAAAAACCUUUAUCUUUAUAUACAAACAAGCUAUUCCGUCUUUACCCUGUGGGUACAAAAGAAUCCAAAAAUUAAACGGAAUCUCCAAAAGUAGAGUACUACCUA